CAUUGUGAAUGUUAAAAGAGAGAAAGGUUUACCAGACGUGACAAUAGGAAACACACUGAGAAGGUGAUCAGGAUUUCAUGAGGGAAAAUCUAAACGACUAAACUUAAAAGUUAAGAUCAUCCCUAAGCUGGAUUACAGUUGAUCUCGAUAAAAGAAGACUGAAGAAUCAUGUGGAAUUUGUGUGUGUGUCUUUGUGUGUUUGCAAGCUCCCUGCAAGCCAAGCCUCUUGGUAAUAAUAGCUGCUUAGGUCACAGCAAGGUGCUGCUGGUUUCUUUUGAUGGCUUCAGGUGGGAUUAUGACAGGACUGUGGUUACGCCUCACCUUGACCAAAUGGCUGAAGAUGGGGUCAAAGCCCCUUACGUAACUCCAGCCUUCGUUACCAUGACCAGUCCUACUCACUUCACAAUACUUACAGGUAAAUAUAUUGAAAAUCAUGGUGUGAUACACAACAUGUGGUUCAACACCAGCACGUCGGAGAAGAAGCCAUACUACCAAACUCAGUUUGUGAACGAGUGGUGGGAUAAUGGCAGCCUGCCCAUCUGGAUCACUGCUCAAAGACAGGGUCUCCGGGCCGGCUCACUUCACUUCCCUGGCACGGCUUCAACGUAUGAUGGUGAAAAAGCACUAAUGUCUGAAGUGGAGCCUCGCUUCUAUAACUAUAGCAAUGAGACAGCGUGGCGCCAGAACAUUGACAAGAUCUUGGGUGACUGGUUUGGGGAAAAAGACCUGGACUUUGUCUCCUUGUAUUUUGGAGAGCCAGACAGCACAGGCCACAAAUAUGGUCCAGACUCUGAGGAGGUAAAGGAGAUGGUGAGACAGGUGGACCGAACUGUGGGCUAUCUGAGAGACUCUGUUGACCGCAACGGCCUCACACAGUGCCUUAAUAUUAUCAUCACUGCAGACCAUGGCAUGACCACAGUGUUACGUAAUGGUGCAGUGAAUGAGAUUGUACUUUCUAAGAUCCCAGGAUUCUCGUUUCAAGAUCUAGACUUCACUCUGGUGGACUAUGGGCCAAGUGGUUUGCUCCUCCCUAAAACUGGAAGGCUUGAAAAAGUGUACAAUGCCCUGAAGGGUGCUCAUCCUCACCUCCAUGUCUACAAGAAAGAGGAAAUGCCCCCCAGGCUGCACUUUGCCCAGAAUAACCGCAUACUGCCCAUCAUCCUAUGGGCCGACUUGGGAUAUGUAAUUAAUGGAUUAUUACCAGUGCAGUUCAAUAAAGGAGAACAUGGCUUUGACAAUGACUAUAUGGACAUGAAGCCAUUCUUCCGUGCAGUGGGACCUGCCUUCCGGAAGAACUUUACGGUGGAGCCAUUUGAGACAGUACACAUAUAUUCACUGAUGUGCCACCUGCUGGGCAUCACACCCGAACCCAAUGACGGACACCUGAACGCAACGCGUGCCAUGCUGGUCUCCUCUGUGCAACCAGAGGGUUCUACAGAAAAAACCUCAUCUGUUAUAUCCGGAGCGUUCAUUGGGCUUGGUGCUGUGGCAGGUUUGCUGCUGAUCAUGUUUGUUGUGGUGGUGACCUACAGUGUCCUUAACCGAAGGGGGGAAAAACAGAGAGCUGGUAGUUUUGAAAAUGCUGAAGGUGAAGACACUAAACAAACAUCAUUUUAGACAGCUGUUGCAUCCGUUCCUUUCUUUGCCCGGGCCAUUAGGCAGGAAAUUAUAAAUAUCAGUCUAUGUAUUAAAACAUCUAUAAAAACUACACACUUAUUGUGUAUAUUAUUUAAAUAAUACAAAGUUUUAAAAUAAUUAUUUAUUUAAAACUGUAAUUGUCAAAGUUCCCUUACUGACCAAUAUGUUUUUAAAUGUUCAUAUAAAGCUAAAUAUAGAUGUUUAAACACUUUCUAUAUCAACAUUCAUGUCAAUAGUUUUUAAAUAUCCGAAGAAUU
This is a messenger RNA of Tachysurus vachellii, 1895 nucleotides long. RefSeq names its product ectonucleotide pyrophosphatase/phosphodiesterase family member 7-like. Bases 169 to 1617 code for a protein of 482 amino acids. The record is from RefSeq and is a predicted model, not a curated record. NCBI's taxonomy places the organism in Eukaryota, Metazoa, Chordata, Actinopteri, Siluriformes, Bagridae. The transcript is spliced from 7 exons.